GCCGGUAGUUGAGCAUCAUCAGGCCGUCGGCCUCUGUGACUACUCUUUUAUUUAACAUAUUGCGAGGAACAAUGGUUCUCUGAAAUGGCGCAGAAAGACACGCUGUUACAUCUCUUUGCAGGGGGAUGUGGUGGAACAGUAGGUGCCAUCAUGACAUGCCCCCUCGAGGUGUUAAAAACUAGGCUUCAGUCAUCUGGCCUCACUCUCAGGCCGGUUUUCCAGGUUCAGCUGGGCACACUCAAUGGUGCUGGUGUCAUUAGACCGGGAUCCGUCACUCCUGGUUUACUACAGGUGUUACGGUCAAUUCUAGAAAAAGAGGGACCAAGGUCUUUAUUCAGAGGGUUGGGUCCAAAUCUCGUUGGUGUUGCACCUUCAAGGGCAAUUUAUUUCGCAGCUUAUUCAAAGUCAAAAGAAACUUUCAAUGGCAUCUUUGUGCCUAACAGCGGAGUCGUCCACAUGUCCUCAGCAGGCUUUGCAGCUUUCAUCACAAACUCCCUGAUGAAUCCCAUCUGGAUGGUCAAAACAAGAAUGCAGCUAGAGAAGAAAGCACGUGGGGAGAAGAAAAUGAAUGCAUUGCAAUGCGCACGGUAUGUGUACAAGACGGAGGGAAUGAGAGGUUUCUACCGGGGCCUGACGGCAUCGUACGCUGGGAUCUCGGAGACCAUGAUCUGCUUCCUCAUCUACGAGACGCUGAAGAAAUACCUGGCGCAGAGUCGAUUCACCACGCCUGACACGGACAAUGAUAAAGGGGCCUCAGAUUUCCUGGGCCUCAUGUUUGCUGCUGCAUUUGCCAAGGGUUGCGCGUCCUGCAUAGCUUAUCCACAUGAGGUCAUUCGGACAAGACUCAGAGAAGAAGGCAGCAAAUACAAGUACUUCUUUCAGACGGCGCGUCUUGUGGCAGUAGAAGAGGGUUACGCUGCAUUUUACAGGGGACUCAUUCCACAGCUCAUCAGACAGAUCCCCAACACAGCUAUAGUGCUGUCCACAUACGAGCUGAUCGUCCAUCUGCUAGCCGAACCCUCCAAAUAAAGCACAAAGACACUAAAACCUGCAGCUCGAGUGGACGUGAAUGUUCAUUAAAAUCACCCAAAGACAUUCAGUAGCUUUUUUUUUUUUAAAGAAGAAGAAUGCCUGUUAUCAGAACUGUUUUGCUCGUUGUGUGUUAUGUAAAUGGCGCAUAUCGCAUAGCUGUUUAUGUAUGCUGUAUCAGUGUACAGAUAAAGGUCAUCUGAAUAUACAAAUAGUGCAUUUAAGUUAACUAAAUUAUUGUUAUUAUGAGUAGCAUUUUGUUUGCGGUCAUUUGCAAUUCUUUGGAUCUAUGAAGAUGAUAUGGUACUUGCUGAUGGAGUUUUGCGAGUUAAUCAUUAAUGGAUCCGGGUUUUAUUAUUAUUAUUAUUAUUAUUAUUUUCUUGGAAGGAAAGGAGAUGAUAUUGAAAUGGCUUUCUAGGCGCUCACGGUUAUGUUGCAAUAUUUUGUAAUACCUGUUUUGUGACACCUUGUAGCAUUUGGGAGUCUGACCAAUUAAUUCUAUUCACCUCUGCUAGAAACGUUUCAUCCGUUUACUGUAUAUUUGGCUGUACAGAAAAGAAGGGCUUCAAUGCGUAUGCUGCUGUUGGUUUAAUAUAAAUUAUCAUUUUUUUUCUUGUUGAAAAUGCAUAGUUUAAACAGAAAUGAGCCACUUCAAUAAAUGCAUCUUUUUCAA
Danio rerio (zebrafish) is the source of this 1702-nucleotide messenger RNA. RefSeq names its product solute carrier family 25 member 33 (gene slc25a33). NCBI's taxonomy places the organism in Eukaryota, Metazoa, Chordata, Actinopteri, Cypriniformes, Danionidae. Gene Ontology annotation, biological process: transmembrane transport; nucleotide transport. Gene Ontology annotation, cellular component: mitochondrial inner membrane. The record is from RefSeq and is marked provisional. Gene Ontology annotation, molecular function: pyrimidine nucleotide transmembrane transporter activity.